Messenger RNA from Pistacia vera, 1937 nucleotides. RefSeq lists its product as uncharacterized. The transcript is spliced from 2 exons. The record is from RefSeq and is a predicted model, not a curated record. NCBI's taxonomy places the organism in Eukaryota, Viridiplantae, Streptophyta, Magnoliopsida, Sapindales, Anacardiaceae. The coding region runs from base 347 to 1690 and encodes 447 amino acids.
CUCUCUUCUUGUUUUUGGCUUUGAGUUAAUUUGUCUCUUUCUCUCUUUCUCCUUUUCUUCCAUGUACACACAUUUUUCUAGUAAAGUCCUAAAAGUUUCAUGUGAUGAUGGUUUGAUAACUCUUAUUUUGGAUUGCUUACAAGAGCAUAGUACUUGUAAGUGGAGGUUUGUUUCAGAAAAUGAGAAGCAAGUUGCAGGGAAAGUAUAUUCAGUCUCAACUUUUUAGCUUUCAUGGUGAAAAAAAGUGAAGAAGAUGGAAAUGGGAAGUGGGUUGCUUUUGAGAAAUGAAAAUGAAAGAGAGUUACUGUGAAGAGUUGUGAAGUUUUUUGAAGUUGAAGAAGCAAAUAUGCCAACAGUGUGGUUCUCUUUGAAGAAAUCUUUGCAUUGCAAAUCAGAGCCAUCAGAAGUUCAUGACCCAAAAUCUAGGAAGCAUUUGAGUACAAUCUUGAUAAGAAAAGCAGGGAGGUCAGGUUGUUCAAGGUCUAUAGCAAAUCUAAAAGAUGUUAUUCAUGGAAGCAAGAGACACUUAGAGAAGCCACCAAGUUGCAGCCCAAGAUCCAUAGGAAGCAGUGAGUUUCUUAACCCAAUAACUCAUGAAGUUAUACUGAGUAACUCAAGGUGUGAGCUGAAGAUUACUGGGUUUGGUGGGUUCCAUGAAGGGGUUGGAGGUGGCGGUGGCGGUGGCGGCAAUGGUGGUGGUUACGGUGGUGGUAAUGGUGGUGGUUACGGUGGUGGUAAUGGUGGUGGUGGUGGGUCAACUUUUGUGGGUACUUUAAGGCCUGGGACACCAGGACCUGGAGGCCACUCAACUAUGCAUUAUCUUAAUCCUUCUUUUGUGACUGCAUCAACUCCUCCAAGAAAGACUCCUUUUCUUUCGUCAGAUAAAGAGGGGUCUGGAUUUGGGGUUUCUAAUGUUCAUCAUGGUGCUGUUCAUUCAAGCAACAGAGUUUCUCUUGACAUUGAUUCCAAUGGAUGUUCUACAGUGACUUGCCAUAAAUGUGGAGAGCAGUUUACCAAAUGGGAAGCCGCUGAAGCACAUCAUCUUUCCAAGCAUGCUGUUACUGAACUCGUCGAAGGCGAUUCAUCAAGGAAAAUUGUUGAAAUCAUAUGCCGGACAAGCUGGUUAAAGUCUGAGAACCAUUGUGGUAGGAUAGAGAGAGUCUUGAAAGUUCAUAACAUGCAAAAAACUCUUGCUCGAUUUGAAGAGUAUAGAGAAAUGGUAAAGAUUAAAGCCAGCAAACUCCCCAAGAAACACCCUCGGUGCAUUGCCGAUGGGAAUGAGCUCUUGAGGUUUUAUGGUACAACUGUGGCAUGCUCUCUUGGCCUAAAUGGUUGCUCAAGUUUAUGCAUAUCAGAAAAAUGUUGUGUCUGUCGAAUUAUUAGACAUGGUUUCUCAGCCAAGAAGGAACUCAAAGGUGGAAUAGGUGUAUUUACGACAUCAACAAGUGGAAGAGCUUAUGAAUCUAUUGAAAUUAUCGACAAUGAUCCAUCUAUAAGGAAAGCUCUGAUGGUAUGCAGAGUCAUUGCUGGGAGGGUUCAUAGACCAUUGGAGAACAUACAAGAAAUGGCUGGCCAAACUGGGUUUGAUUCAUUGGCUGGGAAAGUUGGCCUCUACGCAAAUAUUGAGGAGCUCUAUCUGCUCAAUCCUAGAGCUCUCCUUCCUUGCUUUGUGGUAAUCUGCAAAACCUGAUGAAAGAAAGAAAGAAAAAUAACUGCUUACAUUAUAGUUAUCAAGAGAUGUGAAUGCUUUCUGCUCUUUUUUGCCUUUUGGUAGAGUGUUUUUUUUUUUUUUUUUUUUUACCUUCUCUCUGGAAGGAUUUUGAUUUUUCUUUCUAGCGUCUAAUCAAUUGCCAAAAUAUCUGAUUUGUGCAUCUCAGUUUUAAUUGUAUUUGCCUAGCACUAGCCCAACUAAUACUAUUUGUAUUUGUUCCUCUUCA